AUGCCUAGGGGCCACAAGAGUAAGGGCCGCUCUCGUGCCAAACGUCAAAAUGUACGGGAGAAGAGUCAAAGUCUGCUUGAUGCUCAGCUCGCUGAAAAAGAGGAAGCAGAAUCUUCUAUUUAUCAAGGGGAGUCUCCCAGCUCCCCUGAUAACUGCAUUCCCCGGGAUACUGAGGGGGAUGUAGCCUCCGUUUCUGAUGAUUCAAGUGUGCUCUUGACAGGUGCUGUAGGUGGUGAGGCUUCUGAUUCAAAUGCUGAGUCUUCUGUUAUACAAGCUGAAAGACAUUUAAGCACCUCCUUGAUAGCCUCCACUAUUCGCUCUGCACGCAGAGAUCCUCUUAACAGGAGGGCAGGUGCAUUGAUGCAGUUUACACUGGAGAAGUUUAGGGCAAAGGAGCCCUUUACACAGGAAGACAUGUUGAAAGUCAUUAACAAGAAGUACAAAGAACACCUCGCUGAGAUCAUUAGAAGAAUCUCUGUGCGCCUGGAGCUUGUGUUUGGCCUGGAGCUAAAGGAAGUUGAUCCCAAUUCUCAGUCAUAUAUGCUUGUGGGCAAAUUGGGUCUCUCCACCGAGGGAAGCCUGAGUGGCAACAGUGGGUUGCCCAAGACAGGGCUCCUGAUGACCCUCCUGGCUGUGAUAUUCAUGAAUGGCAACAGUGCCACUGAAGAAGAUGUCUGGGAAUUCUUGAAAGUAGUGGGGGUAUAUCCUGGGCAAAAUCAUCCAAUCUUUGGGGAACCCAAGAAAUUCAUAACAAAAGAUCUAGUGGAGGAAAAUUACCUCAUAUAUGGCCGGCUGCCUGACACUGAUCCCCCAACCAAUGUAUUCUUAUGGGGUCCCAGAGCGCAUACUGAAACCACCAAAAUGAAAGUGCUGGAAGUUUUAGCUAAGAUCAAUGAUGAUGUUCCUAGUUCUUUUCCUAGUCUGUUUGAGGAGGCUCUGAUUGAUGAGGCUAAUAGAGCAGCAAGGAGAGUUACAACUGUGCCUGGCAAUGUCAAUUCCAGGCCUCAUCUCAGGUGA
Molecule: messenger RNA, 1017 nt
Organism: Cricetulus griseus (Chinese hamster)
Lineage: Eukaryota; Metazoa; Chordata; Mammalia; Rodentia; Cricetidae
Source: RefSeq, a predicted model, not a curated record